GGCUCAAACGACUCGCUGCUAAUUCUAGAGCUCCGCAAACCAAAGGAUAUGGAAGGUGGAGCUGGUGUGAGUGGCAGUGAAGACAGCACAAAGAAAGGGUUGGGUGGCACAGGUUUGGAUCUCCCACUGAAUCGCCACGGAAACUUGAAAAGUGCUUCCGGCGAUCAAAGCCUUACGAACAUUCUUCUGGAGAUUAAGUCUUCCAAAACCCCUGCAGUUAUCAACUACGGUGCAUCUUGGUGCCGUGUUUGUAGCCAGAUCCUCCCUAAAUUCUGUCAGUUGAGUAACAAUUUCCCAAAGCUUUCUUUCAUAUAUGCGGAUAUUGAUGAAUGUCCAGAAACGACUCAGCACAUCCGCUAUACACCAACGUUUCAGUUUUACCGAGACGGUGAAAAGGUAGAUGAGAUGUUUGGUGCUGGAGAAGAGCGGUUGCAUGAUCGUUUGUGGUUACACUCCUGAAGACAUUAUCUCAGGAUUAACAAAUAAUAUUGUUUAGCUGUUGAAACAAUUUGCUGUAUUUGUUAAGCUUAGCACGUGUACAUGGGUCACAAGCUAUCGCUGAAGUCCUUUCGUAAUGAAUUCUUUCUUUUCUUGUUCUGCUUCUCCCCCUCCCCCAAGCCUUCUCUUGUUCUGCUUGUAAGAGUCACAUGGUUGGCAGAACUGCCAGAACCUACCUCAUCUACUGCCACCACAGCUACCGUCAGAUGGUGCUGGCCAUCCGCGGAUUGAAUCUGGUGAAAUUGAGCGACUACAAGCUCUUGUUGGAACAACCAUUUGGGCAUGCAGAUGUUCAACGGCGGGUACGUGCACCGCGGGCUGUUGAAGCCUGCGAUUUGGUGAUUUGGGUGUGGGGCUCUGGUGCAAACUUGGAGUGGAAGAGAAAGGAGAAAGCAAAGAGAAGACUAAAAAAAUAGAUAGACAAGGGAGAAAGAGAUUUUGUGAACAAGGGAAAGGUUUUGGGAAUGUGUAAGAAAACUGUAAGAUUGUAAUUUAGGGAAUGUGUAAGAAAACUGUUGGAGAAGGGUUUUGGGAA
Molecule: messenger RNA, 1033 nt
Organism: Corylus avellana
Lineage: Eukaryota; Viridiplantae; Streptophyta; Magnoliopsida; Fagales; Betulaceae
Product: Thioredoxin superfamily protein
Source: RefSeq, a predicted model, not a curated record